Xenia sp. Carnegie-2017 is the source of this 6096-nucleotide messenger RNA. RefSeq names its product citron Rho-interacting kinase-like. Gene Ontology annotation, molecular function: protein serine/threonine kinase activity; ATP binding. Bases 101 to 5833 code for a protein of 1910 amino acids. The transcript is spliced from 41 exons. Lineage: Eukaryota; Metazoa; Cnidaria; Anthozoa; Malacalcyonacea; Xeniidae. Gene Ontology annotation, cellular component: cytoplasm; cytoskeleton. Gene Ontology annotation, biological process: peptidyl-threonine phosphorylation; actomyosin structure organization. The record is from RefSeq and is a predicted model, not a curated record.
GACGUUUUAUUAGUUACUUUAGCUGUUAUGGAAGUUUAAAUUGAAUAUCGCCAUUAUUCAAAGUACUACGGUUGCAAAAACACAAUUUUAGAAAUAAGUGAUGGCUCAAGAUACCAUUUUCUCACGUUGUGCUAAAUUAAAACGAAUUUUGGAGGACAAUAGUCCAACUGAUAGAAAGGCAAUGAGUUUGUCUGAGGAAGGUUUGAUCGAUGCCAUUCUCGCAUUUUACAAUGAAUGCCGCUCAGAAUACUUGCAGAAAGACAAGCAUGUGGCUAAGUUUGUCCAGAAAUAUAAAGAGGACAUAGAAAACAUUAGCAAAUCUAGACCAUGUAUUAAUGAUUUCAAAGUCGUUAGCAUUAUUGGACGUGGUCAUUUUGGAACGGUCGCUGUUGUAAAAGAAAUACAAACCAAUAAAGUUUUUGCUUUGAAAACAUUGAAGAAAAGUGAAAUGUUGGCACAAGAAAAUGUAGCAUUUUUUGAAGAAGAAAGAAAUAUCAUGGCUUACAGUGGGUCAAGAUGGAUAACUUCGUUACAAUAUGCAUUUCAAGAUCAAAAAAACCUUUAUCUUGUAAUGGAGUUUCAUCCAGGAGGAGAUCUUCUUACCUUGCUCAGUAAACAGGAGAAUGAGAUACUGGAUGAGAAAAUUGCAAGGUUUUAUCUUGCAGAGAUCAUAAUGGCUCUUCAUUUUCUUCAUGGAAUGGGCUACGUUCACAGGGAUGUAAAGCCUGACAACAUAUUGAUCGACAGAACAGGUCAUAUCAAGCUUGCUGACUUUGGUUCUGCAGCAAAAUUAGAAUCCAACAGUAAAGUUCGUUCAAGAAUGGCUGUGGGCACUCCAGAGUAUAUCUCCCCCGAGGUGCUGACAAGUCUGGAGGGAGCAAAUGAUGGUUAUGGUGUUGAAUGUGACUGGUGGUCUCUUGGGGUAGUGGCAUAUGAAAUGAUGUAUGGCAACACACCAUUUUCUGCCGACUCUGUUGCCUUCACCUACUGUAAAAUCAUGAACCAUAAGGAAUCACUGUCAUUUCCCACUGGAUUUAAAGCCAGUGCGUCCAUGAAAGGUUUAAUCCGAGGUCUUCUUACGGAUAUUGACAGUCGUUUCAAGCACGAACAUCUUGUAAAACAUUCCUUUUUUAAGGAAAUAAACUGGAGUCAACUUUCUGCAGAAACUCCGCCAUUUAUUCCACCAAUCACAGGGCAGGAUGAUACAUCUAAUUUUGAUGAGUUUGAUCCAGAAGAGGAAGCACCGACGUUUGGUGGAAAAACACCAAUGAAAAAUUCGUUCAGCGGAAAUGAUCUUCCCUUCGUUGGUUUUACGUUCAUCAAACGAAAUGACCCGAACAAGUCCGUGCAACGUGCUGAGGAUGGUCGCGUGCGUGAAAUCGUCACAACCGAUGACGUCAUAGCAGAUGACGUCACUUUGGAUGAAAAUUUUUGUAAAGUUAGAAUCGAACAGCUUCAGUCGCUGUUGAAAGCUAAAACAUCUAAUUUGGAAAAAAUUGCUUUUGAAAAAGAUUUACUGGAAAAAGAAAAUAUUUUGAAGGAAACAGAGUUGAAGGAUUUGAAGAAACGACUGGAUGAAGAAAGAACUCGGACAUUAAACGAUGAUAACAUGGCGUUAAAAUUGAUGUCAGAAAUUGACGAGAUGAGGACAAAAGCACGUGAUUUACGUAAAUUAGAGACAAGUGAGGCUUUGGAUGAACAACAAAUAGUGGUAGCACAGUUGGAGGAAGAUCGUUUUGUUGCUAUGAAACGGUCUCAACACCUGAAGGAUGAACUGUGUUCUCUACAAAAACUUGUUGGCAGCAAAGAUAAGACCAUAGAGGAGCUACAAAAAGCUGUCGAGGAGUUGAAAAAGCAGUUAAAAGAAUUGCAAGAAAAAGCUUUUGAUGAAAAUCAUUUUAUUGAGAUGCUAGCCGAGUUAAAACAAGUCAGGGAAUUUGAAGAGACCGUCAGUAACGUUAGUCCAGUUGAGCGUGUUAAACAAAGUCAGAGAAGUCCUGUUGCAAUAACACCAACAUCGAAAAGAAGAGUUGAGGAGAUCUCCACGAGAGUACUGGAUGCUCUGUCGCAAUAUCAGGAGAAAGAAAGAAAUGAUAUGACAAAAUUACGGGAAGAAUUUCAGCAAAAAGUCGAAGAAUGUCGCGAAUUGAAAAUGCAACUUGUGGGUAAUAAAUCUCUUAAGAGAAAACUCGAAAGCGCUGAAGAAGAUUGUGCUAAGGCCGUGAAGAAGAACAAAAUCUUGGAUGAAGCUGUUAAAAAAAUGGAAAAAGAAGUUGAUGAAGUUUAUGAUGUUGGCGAAGAUUUGAAACGUGAUAUAAGUAAACGAGAGAAAGAUUUUCGCGAUGAAGUGUUUAAUGUUAACAAGAAAUAUGAAGUUGUCGUGUUGGAAAACGAGAAGCUGAUGUCUGAGGUCGAGGAGUUGAAGAGAAAUUUCACAAAUGUAAAAAAUGAAAUGCAAAAAGUGAAAAAUAAAAAUGUCGAAACGACAAAAGGAGAAUUAGAACAAAAGGCAUUGCUGAAUGUUAUUCGCAUCGAGUUGAACGACUCAAAGGAUUCGAAGAAGAAAUUAGAGGAGCAAAUAGCGAUAUUACAUAAGCAACUGGAGAACGAAACGAUUCUGAAGAACGAGUUAGAAGAAGAUCUACAAAGCAAAGACAGCUUGAUUGAAAGUCUUCUUCAAAAUGAGCAGGCUAUUAACGCGACUUGCGAAGAGGAUACAGAUGAAAUUCGUGAACUAAAUGAGAAAUGUAAGACUUUGGAAAUGAAAUUAGUUGAAUCGAGCAAAGAAACGGAAUGCUUACAAAAUGAGUUGAAGAAAAGUCGUCUUUGUAAUGACGAGUGCAUGACGUUACAGAAGAAAGAGAAAGAGUUGUUGAGUAAAGAUAGAGAAGAGAUCCAAGAUCUUAAAGCUGAAGUUGUUUUUUUGAAUGCGGAAAAUAAGGAACUGAAAUCGAAGGCAAAGGAUUUACAAAGUGAAUUACGAAGAAUUAAUGAAGAGCUGUCUGAAGUAAAAGGACAAAGUGAAGUGUACAUUGAUAAACUUUCUGAAGCGUCCAAUCUUGUGAUUGGUCAUCAAAAGACUAUUGAUGCCUUGAAAGCUACAUGCUCUAUGCUCGAGGGACAAAUCGAGGAACUAGAAAUACUAAAUGAUGAAUUAGAUGAAAGAAAUAUAAAACUGGAAAUCGAGAAAAAACAAAUAAUACUGACAAAUGAAAAAUACGAAGCAAGACUUUCUCAGAGCGAGCUAGAUCAAGUCUUCGAAAAAAAAGAUAACGAACUGCAAAAGUAUAAAGAUCAAAGCGAGGAGUACCAAAAAACGAUAUCUAACAUGGAAAAUCAACUCGCUAGAAGUGAGAUGAAUCUAAGAUCACUUGAGAGAAAAAUGGAGAAGGAAUGUUCCUCGAAAACAUCUUUACUGGCGGAGGUUGAGCAACAAAAAGAUAUCGUGUUGUCACUUGAAAGAGAAUUACAAAAUCAGAAAGAAUACUGUGAUGAAUUGGUAGCUGAAAGUAAUGCUAUGGCGGAGAAUUUAGAAAUCUUGAAGUCACUUCAUGCCGAAGAGAAAGUUAAACUUGUUUCGACGAGUGCUCAACAGUCAAAACUUAUUGAUUUCUUGCACUCGAAAGCGGAGAAUAAAUCAUCAAAACGAAAGCGUCUUGGUGUGUCAGGCCUCAAAAUGUUACGGAAACAUACAAGCGAGCGUAAUUUACUAUCAUAUAAAGGAAGUGAACUCCAACAGUCGUUGGAGAAAGAGCGAAGGAGUAAAUCUCAAUUGCAAUUAGAGUUAAAGAAAGUCAGAGAGGAACUGGAUGAAACGAAGGAAAAAGUAAUGUAUUGGAAAGGUCGUUGUCAGUUUACUCCUAAUGCGACAGUCGCUCCUCGCUCGAACCAGUCCAUUGCUGUGAUAUCUGCGAUCCAGCAAUCACCAAGUCAGCAGCCCAGCCCAGGCUCAACUUUAACCCCUUCAACAUCAUGGAAAAGGAAGAAUUCGGAGUCUCGUCACAGACCGAAAGAACGAAUGCAUCAUAACAUUCCUCACAGGUUUACUACUCUGAUGAAUAUGCGCGCCACGAGAUGUCCUGUAUGCCUCGACAGUAUUUUGUUUGGUAGACAAAUAUCAAAAUGCACGGAAUGUAACAUUGUCUGUCAUACCAAGUGUUCACUGUUGUUACCGCGGACCUGUGGAUUGCCGACUCAGUAUGUUGAACAUUUCAGUGAAAUGUUACUUGGACCUGUGAGUAGUAAGUCAUCGUCGUUAGGAGAUAUCUCUGAUGUUGAAAACAUCUCCAUCGUCGAGGGAUAUUUGAAGAUAGCAAGAAAUGGCUCUACCAGAGGCGGUUGGGAUUCAAAAUGGGUAUAUUUAAACGAUGGAGUGUUGAACAUUUCAGAAACAGCACCAGACAUCAACAGUUCGGAUCAAUAUGAUGAAACAUUCAACUUAUCGUCCAGCGAUAACGAUGUGAAAGUUCACUCUGCUAUUGCACGCUCGGAUUUACUUGGUGUGGCAGCAACAGACCUUCCCUACGUCUUUUCAAUCGAGAUUCGUCCCCAGACCACUUGUUGGCCCGGUUGCACGUUGCACUUACUUUCUUCCAGUUUUCCUGAGAAACAAAGAUGGGUGCGGGCAUUGGAGAACAUCGUGAGAGAAAGAGACAAUGACGUCGGUAAAAGUCAUCAGAAAGUGUUCCUUGAUGUAUUGUUAACAAUGAUUAAAGAUGAGCGUCUGGAUAUAAACACUGCUUGUGCUCUCAAUGACAAAUUUGUAUUACUUGGAGCUGCAGAAGGCUUGUUUACAUUAUCGAUCUUGAAAAGUGAAGAUGAUAACAGACCUCGUCUUAUUCCUGGAAUUAGGAAAGUCUAUCAAAUAAACAUUGAUCGAGAUGUUGGUCUCGCUCUCCUGAUUUUUGGUGUUGAACGGCAGUUAAUCGCUAUCGAUCUGAAACAAUUAGAGGCUUGUACGAAACAGUUCUGUGAAGUACCUUUAAAUUCUUUGGAGUUCCAAGAUGUCGGCAACAUUAUUAAUUGUCAUCUCUUUGCAUCGAAGAAGAUUGGAGAUACGACGUUCCUGUGUGCUGCCGUAUCUAACAAGAUCUCCAUUUUAAGAUACAACACGUCAAUGAAUUCUUUCGUAAAGAGAAAAGAAGUAGAGUGUUUUGAACCAUGUAUAUGUAUUGCUUUUGCAAACGACAAAGUAAUCAUUGGAUGUGACAAGUUUUAUCAGAUUGAUCUCCGACACUUUUGUUUGACAGAUUUUCUCCACACACAAGAAAACACUCUAAAAGACGGUGACCUUGAUUAUAUACGACCCGAGUCUUUCCCUGUUGAUGUUCUUCAUUUAUCAGAAUCUACCGAAGAAGAGUUUCUGCUUUGUUUCAAUGGUUCGGGUGUGUUUGUCAAUGGAAACGGUGAGCGAACACGAAAUGAAGAUCUAAAAUGGAGUGGCCUUCCUCUCUCCUUCGCGUACAAGAAACCUUACUUGUAUGUCACAUAUUUUAACUCUGUUGAAGUUUGUCAGAUUUCUUCACUUCAUAAUCAGUGUACCAUGUCCCGAACAUUCGCCUCCAUAGAAAGACCACGAAUCCUUGGAGCAGCAUUAAGAGCUGGUGCAGUAUACGUCGUUAGUGCAAUGUCUGACAAGAUCCAAAUCAUGUGUUGCCAAGGCAAUUUGUCAUCGGUAUUAAACUCUGUGGAACUCAAUGCUUGUCAGGCAACGUCACGGCAUACGAUAAAGCGUCGUCGUUCAGCCGUUGGUUCCGAAAAUGAAACUCCGCCAUCGUUUAGUGCAUUUUCGAAAGAUCCUCAACGCUUUUUACAAAGCUCGCUUAGACACUGACAUUUUGUGAAAGAUAUUAUGAAAUGGCUUCUUUACUUUCUAGUAUAGAUAAAAUAACAUAAGACAUUGCAUUGAACCUUUUUGCUGGCAAAUUAAACUGGGAUGAAAAAAGGGAUGAUAUAUAUAAAUGCAUGUAUGUCCAAAUAUAUAAAUAAUAGUUUAGACUGCACAUUCAGUUCCAAGUCUUCGGAAUAAUUAUCAAUUAUUUUAAACGAAUUUUGUAAUCAAUAGAAAUAUUUUACAUAAAAUUAUUGCAUUUUUAA